UUCAGCUAUCGCCCUUUAAUUGACGAUAUCCUCUGGGACAAGAGUUCCAUCGAUCUCCAUGUCUUAACCUUCUGUAGAAGGUGAAGGUGAGCAAAGGAAAUAAAUCUAUCUGGUGACCCGUUCAAGAACCAUGUUGACUUCUUUCAUUGCCUGUCGGACUGAAAGCCGGGUGAGACGCCAUCUACUCCAACGGAGGCAGAUGUAAUCAGGCAGGUGCCAAACUACCAAGUCAUCAGCUAAACCUCUACCGCUGCAGGCCACACAGAUUUAACAAUGGCAUCAAUGUGGAGUCUUCUCCUGCCUCUACACCUCCUGGGACUGACAGCACCUCUUGGGAGCUCGGCACUGACUCGUGAAAAUUUCUUUGAUCGCAUCGACCUGUGCAGCGGAACUCUUCCUGGCACCUCUUCUUUUCCCGACGUCAGCAAGGUUAGCUGUGCCAUGAAGUGCAGCGAAAGCGAGGCCUGCACAGCCUUCACCUUCAUCGACAGCAGUGGCACGUGCAGCCUGCACUAUGAACUCGACUUGACCUCUCACCUGUGUGCAGCAUCUUCCACCACGUCGUUGCAUUUUCAGAAGAAAUCUAUAGACGUCGUGUGUCAAAACGGAGCUCAUACAGGCGGCUCAACGUGCAAGUGUGUCAACGGUUACAUCGGUAGCCAGUGUGAGCAGCUCACGUCAGACUGCAAAGAAAUAAUUUCCUCUGGAUACUAUGAUGACGCCUUGCCAGGUAUAUUCAUCAUCCAGCCAUCCCAGGCCACUAUCCCAAUUCGGGUCUUUUGCAGCCCUGAUGUGGAGCACAUAAUUCUUCUACGUUUCUUUAACGUCCCGAGCUUCAACCGCAGCAUGGCGGACUACGUGGCUGGCUUCGGAGAUGACCACAGUGACUAUUGGGUUGGCCUGGAAAAUCUGCACCUGUUGACCUCCAGCACCUCAUAUACCCUGGGUGUACAGGUGUCAUUUCCUGCCCAAUACCAGCGCUACUACUCAAACUUCGAGGUCAAAGGUGCUGGAGACGGGUAUUCCAUGACCUUUACCAGUCAUUACGACCCUCCUACCUCUUCAGUGUUACCAAUGGGUGAUUGCCUGUCCCCACUGCAGAAUCAUCCCUUCUCUACUUACGACGCCGACAACGACGGCAACGCCACCUACAACUGCGCAGAAACUACGGUGGAGGGUGGUGGUACAACCACCAGUGUAGCGACUGCAACCUCGUGGGCAGAGUUUCCGAAUCUACGACUCGCGUGCCGGGCAGUGUGGACGAACUCUUCUGGAACUGUGGGCUGGAUCUUUCCCUGGCGCCAGUCAAUGUCUUCAUGUUUCUGUUCAGAUUGUGAAGAUAAACUAAACACAGAGGAGAAGCAUUACAGUAUUUUCAACGACUGACGAAAAUGUGAAGAAAGUCACAGAAUAGUCUGUAGAAGCUGCGGAGCUACCAUGAAGGGACGCGUGAAAAGUUCGACACAUUUAUUCAGAUGACUAAAACCUAAACUCUCCCUAGUCCUGAGAUCGUAACACAGCACGAAAAACCACUCAAGCGUGUCGUCCACUUGGGAAAAAAAUACUAUUUUCGGCGGUUCAGUUGCUAAAGCAGAAUAUAGAGAUAUAAACACUGUUCAGAUUACUGAGUCACAAAAAGUAGUCUUGUACAUCAACUCGUGAAUGCAUCUGUAAGGCAUAGUGCGAUACCUUAUUAGCUUUCUGCAAUAAAAGAGUUUACAGCUGUGAAACAUUUAUUUGU
Messenger RNA from Pomacea canaliculata, 1741 nucleotides. Its product is annotated as angiopoietin-1-like. The record is from RefSeq and is a predicted model, not a curated record. The coding region runs from base 274 to 1386 and encodes 370 amino acids. Lineage: Eukaryota; Metazoa; Mollusca; Gastropoda; Architaenioglossa; Ampullariidae. The transcript is spliced from 6 exons.